Molecule: messenger RNA, 1464 nt
Organism: Eutrema salsugineum
Lineage: Eukaryota; Viridiplantae; Streptophyta; Magnoliopsida; Brassicales; Brassicaceae
Exons: 1
Coding region: 1-1464 (487 amino acids)
Source: RefSeq, a predicted model, not a curated record
AUGGCGUUUCACCCUAAACAUUUUCUUGAUGAAUACCCAUUCAUAAUUAGAGAUGGCGUUUGCGAUCUUUGUGGAAAUAUGGUUUAUAUUGAGUCUAGUGCUUGUUAUUGUCCUACAUGUAAAUCCAGUUUCCACAAAGAUUGUCUCACAAUAACGUAUCCAAAGAUUCAUGAGCAUACACUCACUUUCAUUCAUAGAGAAAAUCAUUUCGUUUGUGAUGCUUGUGGAUCCAUCCAUCCUGAUAUGAUUAAUAUGUUCGGAUGUUUACAAUGCAAUUUCUUUAUCCACAAAAAAUGUAUCUUCUUACCAAAGGCAAUUAAACUCACUCGUCAUCCACAUCGUCUUUCUCAUACUUUUUGUAUCUCUGAUGGAAAGCAGCAUUGUGGAGUUUGUCACAAAAUUCUCAAUAAGUGUUACGGAGGAUAUACUUGCAUUAACAAGGUAUGUAAGUAUGUUAUCCAUUCAAAUUGUGCAACAGAUAGCCAGGUGUGGGAUGGCAAAGAUAUUGAAGGAGAACCUGAAGAGCUGGUUAAGUCUGGAUUCGAUCUUGCAUCUUUGACAGAGAUAAAUGGUAGAAUGAUGCGCCAUUUUAGCCAUGACCAUGACCUAAUGAAUCUCUCUGUUGACGUUGAGGGCGAAAGUGAUCAAAUAUGUCAAGCAUGUAUCCUUCCAAUUGAUUAUGGUAAAUUGUUGGCUUGCAAACUAUGUGAAUUUUUCCUCCACGACACAUGUGCACAUCUUCCUCGGAAGAUGGAACACUUGCUACAUCGUCAUCCGCUAACUCUACAAGUCUACGACCUUAAUAUGGAAAAGGGUUUCUUUACUUGCUCCACUUGCAAUCGAGACUCGUGUGGUUUUAUGUAUCAGUGUUGCCAAGGGGAUUGCGUGUUUCAAAUUGAUGUAAGAUGUGCUUCUUUGGUUGAGCCUUUUAUACAUUCAGUUCACCCACAUCCUCUCUUUCUGAGACAAAGAAAUGAUCCUCUCUUUCUGAGACAAAAUAAUGAUCUUCUCUUUCAGAGACAAAACUGUGAUGGUUGCCAUGGAUAUUCGAGAAGUUUCGUAGAUUGUCGCACAUGCUACUUUGUAUUGGAUCUAACAUGCCUAACUUUACCUAAAUUGAUAAAACACAAGUACGACCUUCAUCCACUCACCCUAGGCCAUCAUACAAUGUUGCAAGAGGAAUUUCACAUGAUAUGUGAUAUAUGCGAAAAAGUUAUAAGCAAAGACAAGUUGUUAUACUCUUGCCAUCAUUGCCUAUUCACUCUACAUGUUGAAUGCACCAUAGGGAAAAAUCCUUAUUUGAAAUCUGGCCAUUGGAUCAAAAAGUAUGGUCUUGAGAUUAACAUUUCAUCAAAUAAUGGUCCUUCUCGGCCAACUUGCCGUACAUGCCAGCAUGUUUGUCAAGACAAAUUGGUCUUUAAAAAACAAGAUGUAUGCUUCUGUUCGAAAGAAUGUAUUCUGUGA